GUUCAUUUAAUUCGGUCUGAGCCCCACGUUUGCCAUCACUAAUAAGCGCUGAUAUAUGUUGGACACGAAUCGGUUAAACAGUCGUCACGCCCUUUUUCCGGAAUUCUCGCUUCUCAUUGGUUGAACUGAAGAGGUUCGCCGGAUGCGCGCGCAGGCUGUGCGUCAUUUCUUCCCGGAUGUGUAAGCGUACGGUGAAACAGAGGUCCAGACAGCAGCGGUUCUGCCGUUAUUCAGCGUUUUCUGCUCUGACCGGCGCUCUGACCGGCUUCAGCAGCAGCUCCAGCUGUGCAGCAGAGCGAGGCUGAGAGCCUGUGAUUAGAUAAACAUGGCGGGUUAAACUGGUUAAAGGAGGAGUAUAAACUGGAGGGAACUGGAUUCACUGAGGAUUCUGAUUUCAUCCGGGAUGUUUGGUGCCAAUAGGAGGUAGAACUUGUUUGUUUAAGUGUUGCGUUUUGGUGCUUUUUAAUGUUCAUCGUUGGAUUGCAAUGUGUAGCCCUUAAGACCCUUGAGAUCUGAGCUCAUACCGGUGCAUUAAGCUCAACCUAUUCUGAUGCACCACUUAGGUUAACAACCCCGAUGCAGAGUACUACAGAGGACCUUUGCUAUUCUGAUGUGACCUGCAUAGGUAACAUAUUUAAUCUGGGAUAUUUAGUGAUGGUGUGAAGUUUUUAUUGCAUAUUGAGAGAAGACUCAUAGCUUAAAGGACUGCAGAUGGACCUGAUCUAAUACAGGUGCAUUGAAAUCUACUCAUGUUGAUGCAUCUGUUAAAUUUAAUCUGUAAAGUUAUAUGCACAGACAUAGUGUGUAAUCUAGUGUUUUGAUAAGUAGCAGUGUGGAAGAUCUGGAAUGAUUAUGGUGUGAUCUGCACAGAUAAAAGAAGUCCCCUAGAUUACUUGGUGCUGAUGUGACAAUCAUUGGGACUUUUUUGACAGACCAGUAGCAAUUUGGACAAAUUAUAUGACACUGAUGCACCUGAAUAUUUUGAUGUGAUCUUCACAAAUGCUUGGUGGUGAUGAUGCAGGCUUAUUUUGGAUGUAGGAACCCUUUUUGUUGCAUUAUGACAGAUAAGCUACCAGUCUGGCACAUCCCAAAAUAUAUCAAUUCAAUGCUUUAAUACUAAUGGUCUCACAGUCUACAUACAAGCAUACAAGCCAGAUAAAUCAGACACUGCAUUUGUAAACUGCUGAUCAUUACUAACUAUGGAGGAUUCGCGUGAUGACUUGACCCUGCUUCUCUGGACCAGCUUGGCCAUUCUGCUCCCAGUCCUCAUCACCUUGUGGUGCAGUUUCCAGCGUCCCAAGCGCAAAGUCCAGCUGAAGGACCUCUUCCGCAGGAGCAAGCAUGGCUGGCACUACACUGACCUGUUCAACAAGCCUACAUACUGCUGUGUGUGCACCCAGCCUAUCUUGCAGGGGGCGUUCUGUGAGUGCUGUGGAAUCUGCUCAGACGAGGUCUGUGUCAGAAAGGCUGACCACACCCUGCCCUGUAAGGAGAUCAUGGCCCCGGCACAGGCAGACGGCAGCUUCCUCCACCGGUGGGUUCGGGGGAACGUUCCCUUGGCCAGUUAUUGCACAGUUUGCAAGCAGCAGUGUGGGACCCAGCCGAAACUGUGUGAUUACAGGUGCGUAUGGUGUCAGGCCACAGUGCAUGAUGACUGUAAGGCUGGUCUGAGUGGAGGUGAGCAGUGUGAUCUGGGAGAAUUCUGCUCCAUCAUCAUCCCUCCACACUACCUGUACCAAGUUAACAAACUGCGCCGCAGGCAUCCGGAUGAGUACUGCAAGCUCGCUGCAGCGUGUGGGAGAGGAUGGAGCCCUCUGCUGGUGCUGGCCAACACACGCAGCGGAAACAACAUGGGGGAAGUGCUGCUGGGAGAGUUUCGCACUCUUCUUAAUCCAGUGCAGGUGUUUGAUCUGUCUGAGAUCCAGCCAGCCAAAGCGCUGCAGUUGUGCACUCUGCUUCCUCCUGGUUCUGUGCGUGUGCUGGUGUGUGGAGGAGACGGUACAGUGGGCUGGGUUCUGGACGCCAUUGACACCAUGAAACUGAAGGGUCAAGAUCAGUUCAUUCCUCGUGUGACCAUCUUGCCUCUGGGGACGGGUAAUGACCUGUCUAACUCUCUGGGCUGGGGCUCCGGCUAUGCUGGGGAGAUCCCUGUUGAGCAGGUCAUCAGGAAUGUCCUGGAUGCCGAGUUGGUCAAGAUGGACAGAUGGAAGGUUCAAGUCGCCUCAAAAGGAACCUAUUUCCGCAAGCCGAAGGUUUUGUCCAUGAAUAAUUAUUUCUCAGUGGGUCCGGAUGCUCUAAUGGCCCUGAACUUCCACGCUCACCGUGAAAAAACACCCUCUGUCUUCUCCAGCCGAAUCAUCAACAAGGCGGUGUAUUUUCUAUAUGGUACCAAAGACUGCCUAGUGCAGGAAUGUAAGGACUUGGACAAAAGAAUUGAGCUGGAGCUGGAUGGUGAACGGGUGGCUCUUCCCAGUCUGGAGGGAAUCAUUGUGUGUAAUAUUGGUUACUGGGGUGGAGGCUGCAGGCUGUGGGAGGGGAUGGGAGAUGAGCCGUGUCCCCCAACAAGGCUGGAUGAUGGCCUGCUGGAGGUGGUAGGAGUGUUUGGUUCAUUCCACUGCGCUCAGAUACAGGUUAAACUUGCCAACCCUGUCCGACUAGGCCAGGCGCACACAGUGAGGCUGGUCCUGAAGAGUUCCCGCAUGCCAAUGCAGGUUGAUGGAGAGCCGUGGGCACAGGGCCCCUGCACCAUUACCAUUACUCAUAAAACCCAGGCACUCAUGCUGUACCAUAGCGCUGAGCAGACCGAUGAUGAUGAUGAAGACUCCAGCGCCUCAGAGGGUGAAGGCCACUCGGCAAACCGCACCAAAAAGCCCACUUACACUCCUGAGAAAAAUGCAUCGUCACUGUGAGGUAUUAGCUCCAGUACUUUGUGGUUGGUGUGGCGCAGUGGAUAACACCAUUACCUGCUAGUGACUUUUACAGCAUCAUGUGGGAGACUGGGUUUCAAAUCCUGGUCUGGGUGACUACACUGCGCUACACCAAUAAGAGUCCUUGGGCAAGACUCCUAACACUACAACGGUCCACUUUUGUAAUAGGAAUAAUUACUGGAUAGUGGAUAAAAGUGUCAGCUAAAUGCCAUAAAAGUAAAUAUAAUGUAAAUGUCAAAAGUAUGAGCUACAUGCCACUACUAAUGUUCUGUUCAUCAAUUCCAGAGCAAUGUGUAUUAUUUCCAAUUAUGCUGAAUAUAUACUGUAUACUGUAUAAAAUCAGGUGCCAAUCCUGUCAAAUCUGUGUGGCUGCAGGUUUGCAUUCUACACAACCAGAAGCACACCUGAUAUAAAUAAGUACCUAUAUUUAUCUGUAGUAUAUUUAAUUUCCAAUGUCGAUCUGGCCUCAUUACACUAUAUAAAGGCUUUGUAUUUUUCUUUUUUAUGAUAUAUAAGUAUAUAUUAUGUAUUUUAAUGUGCCAUUUCACGAAACAACACCAUUUGCAAUUUUGUCUGCACACACACACACACACACACACACAUCUCUCUCUCUCUCUCUCUCUCUCUCUCUCUCUAUAUAUAUAUAUAUAUAUAUAUAUAUAUAUAUAUAUAUAUAUAGCUGGGAAUGCUCACAGUGUCACAUUGAGACACUGUACGCCAGUUUAUUGGACGUGGAUUCAAUCUAGUUUUUGAUUAAACUACAAAUCUUAAUAAUUGUGUUUCACUCUUUAAAAUAAAUUCAAUUUAAUGUUGGCUAGUAUUUAAAGAUGCAAUAAGUAGAUUUAUUUAUUAUACAUUAUUAAAACUCACAUAUAAUGAAUGAUAACCAAAAUAAAGAUUACCCAACAAUAUAAAAUAAUGAAUCUUAAAUAGUGGUAUAAGUCGUGACAGUACAAGACACAGUUCACAGUUUGUGAGCAGUCAUGGAUUUCAUUGCUGUCUAGUGGAAAAACAAGUAUCUCCAUUUUUGUUGAUUUUUACUUUACUACAACAUGAUGAGUAGUCCAAUUGAAAUUCUCCAAAAUGCCCUAAAAUAAACUCCUUUUACACUGACUUCCUUUGAAACUUUAAUUCUUAAGUUUUUCCUCUCUCCUGUGAAGUUGCUGUUUUAGAGAUGCAUGUUUUUAUUGGACAGCAAUGAUAUAGGAAGAACAAUACAUAUUGUACCUUUUUAAUAUGGUAUCUCUGUUCAAUUGGAAAUAAUACAUACAGGCUUUGGAUUUGGGAAGAGAAUGUUUGGCUACAAAUUUGCAGCAGUUGUUAUCAUUAUAGAAAUGUUAUCCCUCAAUGCCCUCACCUGUCACAGUUAUUAUACUGUAUUCACUCUUUUUUAUGAUAAUCCAUUUCUGCCAUAGCACAUACAUUCUCAUAACAGUCCCCCAGAGGAUACUGGUGUAGAAACUCAAAUCUAGAAUUUGAGUUUUUCAGCUUUGCUAAUACCAAGUUCACGUAUCAUAUUAAACAAUACACACUGUAUGGUUUCAAAAAAAAAAACUGAUCAUAUAUUAUGAUUUUGGCUGUGAUUUAAAUGAAAUGCUAUCUGGCACUGAUGAUUGUACAGUGACGCACUGUUUGAAUGAUAAAAAUAUGCACUGAUGCUGUGUGUCACUGGACCAUCUUGAAAAAAAACUUGCUGCAAAAGUCUUACCUGAGUUUUGCAAAGAGUUUUGUGCAAUAAUAGUAACCAAGUUUUUUUUUUUUUUUUUUUUGCCAUAAAUGUGUAGUAUAGUAGGAAGGCUUGCCAUAUGUACAGUGAGUCCAAGAAGUAUUUGAUCCCUUGCUGAUUUUCUUCGUUGGCCCAAUAAUAAAGACAUGAUCAUUCUAUACUUUUAAUGGUAGAUGUAUUCUUACAUGGAGAGACAGAAUAUUAAAAAGAAAAUCCAGAAAAUAAAUCUAAGGAAUAUAUAUUAAUUGAUUUGUACUUCAUGGAGUGAAAUAAGUAUUUGAUCCCUUAGUAUUCAUUAGCAGU
Molecule: messenger RNA, 4956 nt
Organism: Astyanax mexicanus (Mexican tetra)
Lineage: Eukaryota; Metazoa; Chordata; Actinopteri; Characiformes; Acestrorhamphidae
Gene: dgke
Product: diacylglycerol kinase, epsilon
Exons: 11
Coding region: 1200-2909 (569 amino acids)
Molecular function (GO): ATP-dependent diacylglycerol kinase activity
Source: RefSeq, a predicted model, not a curated record